This is a messenger RNA of Phlebotomus papatasi, 562 nucleotides long. RefSeq lists its product as uncharacterized. The coding region runs from base 236 to 412 and encodes 58 amino acids. The record is from RefSeq and is a predicted model, not a curated record. NCBI's taxonomy places the organism in Eukaryota, Metazoa, Arthropoda, Insecta, Diptera, Psychodidae. The transcript is spliced from 2 exons.
CGCCUCAUGAAUGCCAAAGCCGGGGAGUUUAUGGGCGCGCGCUCUCACCUGCACCGGGGCGCGAGAUGCUGAUCACAGCUUUGAGACAAGGACUCGUGCAGUAUAAAAGAGACAUCUUCGCAGCCGACAAGCCACAGUCGAUACCUUUGACUUGAGUUGGAAGCAUCUCGUGGUUGUUUUUUUGUUUUGUUUCUUUUUUUUCCUGAGUUCCCAAAGUGCAAGAAUUUUGUUCACCAUGAAAAUUAUCUUUGUGACCCUGUUGGUGUGCAUUUUGGCCUUCGCCAUUGUGUCUGCUGUGCCAAUUGAUGAGACAGUCGUUGGGGAUGUUUAUGAGGCUGACAACUUCGAUCCUCAGGAUCCCAAUUCCUUCUUCAAACUCAAGAAGCUCAAGAAGCUCCUGCUCCUCGGUUAAAUUUUCAUAUUUAGAGGCUAGAUAAAAAUCACACAUAAAAUCCCCCUCUGCUAGAUCCUCUAGCAGACAUCCUCAAAUCCUCUCUCUCUCUCAAAAUCAUCUCUGCCAUUGACCUUCCUCGGAUGAUCUUCCCUCCCAGCACACAAAAAA